UCGUUGAAACCCUUUUCUCCAGCCACUUUGGACGUCUAGUUUUGGGGUUUUAGGGUUUUUGGAUAAAAUCUUAUCUUUCCUCUAUCUGUUUCCCAAGGCCAGCCAUGACUGCUCAAACUCAGGAAGAGCUCCUCGCUGCCCAUCUCGAACAGCAAAAAAUCGAUCCUGAUGAGCCUAUAGUUGAAGAUGAAGACGAUGAUGACGAAGAUGAUGAUGACGACGACGACAAGGAUGACGAUGAAGCUGAGGGACAACAUGACGGAGAUGCCGGUGGUAGGUCAAAGCAAAGCAGAAGUGAAAAGAAAAGCAGGAAAGCAAUGUUGAAACUUGGCAUGAAACCUAUCCCGGGGGUUAGCCGGGUCACUGUCAAAAAGAGCAAGAAUAUAUUGUUUGUCAUCUCAAAACCAGAUGUUUUCAAGAGUCCAACUUCAGACACGUAUGUAAUCUUUGGGGAGGCAAAGAUCGAGGAUUUGAGCUCUCAACUGCAGAGUCAGGCUGCAGAGCAGUUUAAGGCUCCUGAUCUUAGCCAUGUGAUUUCCAAACCCGAGUCUUCAGCAGUGGCACAAGAUGAUGAAGAAGUAGAUGACACUGGGGUUGAACCAAAGGAUAUUGAGCUGGUGAUGACACAAGCAGGAGUCUCUAGGCCAAAGGCUGUGAAAGCAUUGAAGGCUGCUAAUGGGGACAUAGUUACAGCCAUCAUGGACCUUACCAACUAAGAGAAGCUUUUAACAUUGUUUUAUGUUUCAUAAAUUAGCAGUUCUUAUGCGGUUUCUUGAUAAUGUGAGCUUUUUGAAGGUGGAUCUUUUCUUUUUCUUUUUUUUCAAUAUUACUGAAUUUCUAUUUUUCUUUGUUCUUUCUGUUGUACUAGUAACGAACGGAGAAAUGCAUUGAGUGAUGUUUCUCUAUA
Carya illinoinensis is the source of this 907-nucleotide messenger RNA. Its product is annotated as nascent polypeptide-associated complex subunit alpha-like protein 1. The transcript has 4 exons. Lineage: Eukaryota; Viridiplantae; Streptophyta; Magnoliopsida; Fagales; Juglandaceae. Gene Ontology annotation, cellular component: nascent polypeptide-associated complex; cytoplasm. Bases 105 to 716 code for a protein of 203 amino acids. The record is from RefSeq and is a predicted model, not a curated record. Gene Ontology annotation, biological process: protein targeting to membrane.